Messenger RNA from Drosophila ficusphila, 4660 nucleotides. It is a transcript of the gene Nmdar1, whose product is annotated as glutamate [NMDA] receptor subunit 1. NCBI's taxonomy places the organism in Eukaryota, Metazoa, Arthropoda, Insecta, Diptera, Drosophilidae. Gene Ontology annotation, biological process: ionotropic glutamate receptor signaling pathway; regulation of membrane potential; chemical synaptic transmission. The record is from RefSeq and is a predicted model, not a curated record. The transcript is spliced from 15 exons. Bases 667 to 3666 code for a protein of 999 amino acids. Gene Ontology annotation, molecular function: NMDA glutamate receptor activity. Gene Ontology annotation, cellular component: neuron projection; NMDA selective glutamate receptor complex; synapse.
GUAGUCGAGCAACGCGCAAGGCGCCACGUUGUCCCUCGCAGCCCGGGAAAGAAAGGAAAAGUGGAAAGUGGAAAGCCAGGCGUCGUGUUGAGCGGGCGUUGAAAAGUAGGCAACACUUGCUCCUGCUGCCUGGCCACGGUGCGUAUGGGUGAUGCGAUGCUGGGCCAGUGAAAUCCGAUACGGAAAGCUCGGUCCGGGCGAAAAACGUCAGGCAGUUGUGGGUGAAAAAUCAAAAUUAACGGAAACAACAGAAAUUACAGUUUGAAACACCGAAAAUUGCCAGUGAAAACAGCAGAAGAACAAAGGGGAUAAAAGUUCGUCCUGUGUGCGUGUGAUAAAAGUUCCCCCUGUGUGAGUGCGCCUGUGAGAGUGUGUGUGUGCGCGCAAAAAGAAUAGAGAAAGCAAAGCAUCCCGAAGGAGUGGCACACAAAGUGUUUGCAUAACUUAACUCGCGAUAUCCAGCCAGCGGCAGAGCGGCAGAAGCCAAUAACUUGAUUAAAUGCCCCGAAACCGAGGCGAGGUCGAGGGCUGAAGACAUGGAUGCGCAGCAAGGAUAUCGCUGGUGAUGUAAAGACAAAAUGCUGGACGUUUGGCCGGGAAACCAUUGAAAUCAUCGCACAAAGCACGUCGUUUAUCCUCCCCCAAAAACUAUAGAGCUCUGCCAAUAUGGCUGUUGCUGGUUUUGUUUAUUGUUGGCUUUUGUUUGGGCUCGCCAUUAUUCUGCUGGCUGUUCUGGCGCCGCCGAUUGACGCCGCCCAGCGGCACACGGCCUCGGAUAAUCCCUCGACAUACAAUAUUGGCGGCGUACUGAGCAAUUCCGACAGCGAGGAGCACUUUAGCACGACGAUAAAGCACCUCAACUUCGACCAGCAGUAUGUGCCCCGCAAGGUCACCUACUACGAUAAGACGAUCCGGAUGGACAAGAAUCCCAUCAAGACGGUCUUCAACGUGUGCGACAAGCUCAUCGAGAAUCGGGUGUACGCCGUAGUCGUUUCGCAUGAGCAAACCUCGGGCGAUUUGUCGCCGGCUGCCGUGAGCUACACCAGCGGAUUCUAUUCGAUUCCCGUCAUUGGCAUUUCCUCGCGGGACGCCGCCUUCUCCGACAAGAACAUCCACGUCUCCUUCCUGAGGACCGUGCCUCCUUAUUACCACCAGGCGGACGUCUGGCUGGAGAUGCUCAGCCACUUUGCAUACACGAAGGUAAUCAUCAUCCACAGCUCCGACACGGACGGCCGGGCCAUCCUGGGCAGGUUCCAGACCACGUCGCAGACCUACUACGACGACGUGGACGUGCGCGCCACCGUGGAACUGAUUGUCGAGUUUGAGCCCAAGCUGGAGAGCUUCACGGAGCACCUCAUCGACAUGAAAACCGCCCAGUCUAGGGUCUACCUCAUGUACGCCAGCACGGAGGACGCCCAAGUAAUCUUCCGCGACGCCGGGGAGUACAACAUGACCGGGGAGGGCCACGUGUGGAUUGUGACGGAGCAGGCGCUCUUCUCCAACAACACUCCGGACGGAGUGCUGGGCCUCCAGCUGGAGCACGCCCACAGCGACAAGGGUCACAUUAGGGACAGCGUUUAUGUUCUGGCUUCCGCCAUCAAGGAGAUGAUUUCCAACGAGACCAUCGCCGAGGCUCCGAAGGAUUGCGGCGAUUCGGCCGUCAACUGGGAAUCUGGCAAGAGACUCUUCCAGUACCUCAAGAGCCGCAACAUCACUGGCGAAACGGGACAGGUGGCCUUCGAUGACAACGGGGAUCGAAUCUACGCCGGCUACGAUGUGAUCAACAUUCGGGAGCAGCAAAAGAAGCACGUGGUUGGAAAGUUCAGUUAUGAUAGUAUGCGGGCAAAGAUGCGGAUGCGGAUCAACGACAGCGAGAUCAUCUGGCCAGGAAAGCAGCGCCGCAAGCCGGAGGGCAUCAUGAUUCCCACCCACCUGAAGCUCCUAACCAUCGAGGAGAAGCCCUUCGUCUACGUGAGGCGCAUGGGCGACGACGAGUUCCGCUGCGAGCCGGACGAGCGACCCUGUCCCCUGUUCAACAACUCGGAUGCCACUGCCAACGAGUUCUGCUGCCGCGGCUACUGCAUAGACCUGCUGAUCGAGCUGUCGAAGCGGAUAAACUUCACCUACGACCUGGCCCUGUCCCCGGAUGGCCAGUUCGGGCACUACAUCCUGCGGAACAGCACGGGGGCGAUGACCCUGCGCAAGGAGUGGACGGGCCUCAUCGGGGAGCUGGUCAACGAACGUGCCGACAUGAUCGUGGCACCACUAACCAUCAAUCCGGAGCGUGCCGAGUACAUAGAAUUCUCAAAACCAUUCAAAUACCAAGGCAUUACAAUACUCGAGAAGAAACCGUCACGAUCGAGUACUCUCGUGUCUUUCUUGCAGCCGUUUAGUAACACGCUAUGGAUCUUGGUAAUGGUGUCGGUCCAUGUUGUGGCGCUCGUGCUCUACCUCCUGGACAGGUUCUCGCCCUUCGGCCGCUUCAAGCUCUCGCACUCGGACAGCAACGAGGAGAAGGCGCUGAACCUCAGCUCCGCGGUGUGGUUCGCCUGGGGAGUCCUGCUGAACAGCGGCAUCGGCGAGGGCACGCCGCGCAGCUUCUCCGCCCGGGUGCUGGGCAUGGUCUGGGCAGGAUUCGCGAUGAUCAUCGUCGCCUCGUACACCGCCAACCUGGCCGCCUUCCUCGUGCUCGAGCGGCCCAAGACGAAGCUGAGCGGUAUCAACGACGCGCGCCUGCGCAACACCAUGGAGAACCUCACCUGCGCCACCGUGAAGGGCUCCUCCGUGGACAUGUACUUCCGCCGCCAGGUGGAGCUGUCCAACAUGUACCGCACCAUGGAGGCGAACAACUAUGCCACCGCCGAGCAGGCCAUCCAGGACGUGAAGAAGGGCAAGCUCAUGGCCUUCAUAUGGGACUCCUCCCGUCUGGAGUACGAGGCCUCCAAGGACUGCGAACUGGUCACUGCCGGCGAGCUGUUCGGUCGGAGUGGCUACGGAAUCGGACUGCAGAAGGGUUCUCCCUGGACGGAUGCAGUUACGCUGGCCAUUCUGGAGUUCCACGAAAGCGGGUUCAUGGAAAAACUGGACAAGCAAUGGAUCUUCCACGGACACGUGCAGCAGAACUGCGAGCUCUUCGAGAAGACGCCCAACACUCUGGGGCUGAAGAACAUGGCGGGGGUGUUCAUACUGGUGGGCGUGGGCAUUGCCGGCGGCGUCGGUCUGAUCAUCAUCGAGGUCAUCUACAAGAAGCACCAGGUGAAGAAGCAGAAGCGCCUGGACAUCGCCCGACAUGCGGCGGACAAGUGGCGGGGCACCAUCGAGAAACGGAAGACGAUUCGUGCCUCGCUGGCGAUGCAGCGCCAGUACAACGUGGGCCUGAACUCGCACGCCCCGGGGACAAUCAGUCUGGCGGUGGACAAGCGGCGGUAUCCUCGCCUGGGGCAGCGGUUGGGACCGGAGCGGGCCUGGCCGGGAGACGCCGCCGACGUGCUCCGCAUCCGGAGGCCCUACGAGCUGGGCAAGCCUGGCCAGAGCCCCAAGGUGAUGGCCGCCAGCCAGCCGGGAAUGCCCAUGCCCAUGCUGGGCAAGACACGGCCCCAGCAGAGUGUCCUGCCACCGCGCUACUCGCCAGGAUACACCAGCGACGUGUCGCACCUGGUCGUUUAAGUUAACAUUUUGCCAAGACAAAGGCAGUUAGAACAUAGAAAAGAGAGAAACGUAUUAUCAUUGCUCAACCCAUUGCGAAUUGCGAAAUGCGAAAUGCGAGUCAGGGAAUUCGAUUGUUUGUUAUCGCCGGAUUGAGCGGCCAGGACCGAAGGGAUAUUUAUCGUUUUGCAAGCCUGAUUUCCUCGUUACCGGGUCGAUGGUCCUGUGCCGCAAUAGUUUGUUAUAUCAUGGUCUAGGUGUGUUUGCCAAGUUAUUAUUGUAAAGUCUAUUAAGUUUAUGUAGUUUUCGAUGCAUUUACGAGGCGGGCUGAAGUAUUUUCACUCUGAUUUAACGCUUUCAAUGUGCUUACUGUUCCCCUUAAAUACUCUAUCUCCGCUCCAGCUUUUUACUGCUUUCAAACUUAACUCAAAGAAGAGCAGAAAUAGAUCUACCCAUCUCUAGAGAUACAGAAAAUAGUUAUAAUAUCUGACCAGAAACAUUUAAAACGACGUUGUCCUCACGUCGAACCUAGAAUCACAUAAUUCACCACAAAACCCACCCAUUGUUACAACUAAUUAACAACUAUUCUCAUCUAAACUUAUCUUUAACCCGAUUUUGGAUCUGGCCAAAAGUUGCCUCAACUGAAAGCUCCGAUUGCCUGUACAACUUUUACAACUUAUAUUUUCUCUGGAAUAGAAAGCUUAAAAGAUUUAAUCGAUUGCAAUAGUGGACCCAGACAUCUAAGUAAGGGCAAACCCAAGAAAAGCAAUUUACUAAAACAAGUUAAACUAAACUCAAAGAAGCUUAAACGAAAUUUUAAAAACAAAACAAAUAUAUAUACAUACAUAUAUGUAUACAUAAUUUAUUUAUAAGAUUCAGUGUGAAAGUUAACAGCAUAAAUGUGAAGCAUAAGAAACGAAAUUCAAGAACAAACAAUAUUUAGUAGUGAAGUUUGAAUUUUAAAUGUUUUGAAUGUGUAAACCGUUUAUGCAACUAAAAUAAAUAUUUAAAAGAG